This is a messenger RNA of Linum tenue, 458 nucleotides long. The record is from the annotation of a GenBank genome assembly. NCBI's taxonomy places the organism in Eukaryota, Viridiplantae, Streptophyta, Magnoliopsida, Malpighiales, Linaceae.
CACUUCUCCGGCCCGUCUUCUCCGCGCGAGGCUUCUGGGCCCAAUACCCGUCGGGCCAGACUCAUAUGUCAAUUCUGUGAGAAGCCUGGGCACAGUGUGCGCCAGUGCUUCCAACUAUUUCCUCCAAACAGGUCGGCCCACCCUACCAACAGGCCAGCGCCAGCCCAGGCCCAUUUCACCAAUGCCGCCCCAUCUCUGCUGCCUGCUGUUGGCAAUCCAUCUUCUUCCACUCAAUGGCUUAUGGACUCCGCUGCUUCGCACCAUGUUACUGGGGAUCUUGGCAAUCUCUCUCUUUAUUCCGACUACACCGGUCCUGAUGAACUAAUUGUUGGCAAUGGCUCAGGAUCUACGCACGGGGGCGCUGAUGCUGAGAGGGGAAAACAGAGGUGAUGUGUAUGAGCUUCCUCCGCAAUCCGACCCAGUUCGUAUGGCUCUCGUCACCACCCGCACUUCCACCC